Molecule: messenger RNA, 612 nt
Organism: Wallemia mellicola CBS 633.66
Lineage: Eukaryota; Fungi; Basidiomycota; Wallemiomycetes; Wallemiales; Wallemiaceae
Product: flavo protein
Exons: 2
Coding region: 50-595 (181 amino acids)
Biological process (GO): coenzyme A biosynthetic process
Cellular component (GO): phosphopantothenoylcysteine decarboxylase complex
Molecular function (GO): phosphopantothenoylcysteine decarboxylase activity; FMN binding
Source: RefSeq, a predicted model, not a curated record
GUCGAGAUAAAAAAUACAUUAAGCGUAAUAUUGUUUAGAUUAUUGAACGAUGAAGAAGAAUAUUCUAAUUUUAUCAACGGGUUCAAUUGCUGUUGUUAAAUUAGUAAAGAUAAUCCAAGGAAUAAAAGAUGAAUUCAAUGUGCAAGUAGUUUUAACGGAAUCUGCUAGUAAACUAGUAGACGCUAAUGACUUAGAUUGUAAGGUAUAUAAGGAUCAGGAUGAGUGGAAGGACUUCAAAGCGAUUGGUGAUGACAUAUUACACAUUGAAUUGCGUAAAUGGGCAGAUUUAAUUGUUAUAGCGCCUUUAUCUGCUAAUAGUCUAGCUAAAAUAUCCAAUGGAUUAUGUGAUAAUCUACUAACUUCAAUCCUGAGGGCGAAAGAUGACGAAACAAAGGUUAUAGCCUUCCCUUCAAUGAAUACUUAUAUGUACAAGAACCCGUUAACAGCUAUUCAGCUGGACAUACUUAGAAACAUUUUGGGUUUUUAUUUAUUUGGUCCAAUCGAGAAGACAUUAGCAUGUGGAGAUAUAGGUAUAGGCGCGAUGUCAGAAUAUCAAGAUAUUAUAAAUUUAAUUUAUGAAUUUUCUAUGCAUUGAUCUCUCUCUCUUCUUUC